CAGUGCUAGCAUUGUUCGGGGUUUCUUGUUGCAAAGUGCUUCCCGCCAAAACCAGGAGAAGAAGCGCUACCGCCGCCAUCUUGGCCUCUGCUUAUGACGUAAGUGAGCGCGAAGCGUCGGCUUGCAGAGUGAUCGCUGCGCGAGCUGCUAAAAUGGCGGCGCUGGCUGAG
Pelobates cultripes (western spadefoot toad) is the source of this 170-nucleotide messenger RNA. NCBI's taxonomy places the organism in Eukaryota, Metazoa, Chordata, Amphibia, Anura, Pelobatidae. The record is from the annotation of a GenBank genome assembly.